AGGCAGGGAAAGUCCUCACAGUGUAAGUACAGUGUCUCCGGUGAAGACCGCCGCUCCGCUCUCUGCUGGCUCCACACUGACGGCUGCGCCUCCAAACGGACUGAAAACACUCCUACACAGCAACUCAAAGCUGUAGCAUUGAUUUGUUAGUCGGGGGGACAUGGCUGAUGUAAGUUCAAACGAGUCGUCCACCGCGGACGUGGCGAACAGGUUUGCUCGCAAAGGUGCUCUGAGGCAAAAAAACGUCCACGAGGUCAAGAACCACAAAUUCAUAGCCCGGUUCUUCAAGCAGCCGACUUUCUGCAGCCACUGCACCGACUUCAUCUGGGGGUUUGGAAAACAAGGAUUCCAGUGCCAAGUUUGCUGUUUUGUGGUCCACAAGAGGUGCCAUGAAUUAGUCACAUUCUGCUGCCCAGGGGCAGAUAAGGGGCCCGACACAGACGAUCCCAGAACGAAGCACAAGUUCAAGAUCCACACCUAUGGGAGCCCCACUUUCUGUGACCACUGUGGCUCUCUGCUGUACGGAAUGAUCCACCAGGGGAUGAAGUGCGACUCCUGCGAUAUGAAUGUCCAUAAGCAGUGUGUUAUGAACGUGCCCAGCCUGUGUGGAACCGAUCACACUGAAAGGAGGGGGCGUGUUUUCCUCAAGUGUGAGGUCUCUGCGGAUAAGCUGCAGGUCACAGUGGGUGAAGGCAAAAAUCUGAUCCCCAUGGACCCAAACGGCCUGUCUGAUCCAUAUGUGAAGCUCAAGCUAAUACCAGACCCCAAAAAUGAGACCAAGCAGAAGACCAAAACCAUCCGCUCCAACCUCAACCCCAAAUGGAACGAGACCUUUAAUUUCAAGCUGAAGCCUUCAGAUAAGGACCGCAGGCUGUCAGUGGAGGUGUGGGACUGGGACCGGACCACUAGGAACGACUUCAUGGGGGCUCUUUCCUUCGGCGUGUCAGAGCUCAUGAAGGCCCCAGUCUGUGGCUGGUAUAAGUUACUGUGCCAGGAGGAGGGGGAGUACUAUAAUGUUCCCAUCUCAGAGGAGGAUGACGGGAAUGAGGAACUGAGGCAAAAAUUUGAGAAAGCCAAGCUAGGCCCAGGUAAGAAGGUCAUCACCGAGACGGACGACAGCCACUCCAGCCAGCAGACUCAGAACAGCCUGGACCAAGUCAAACUCAGCGACUUCACCUUCCUGGCUGUACUGGGGAAAGGGAGCUUUGGCAAGGUCAUGCUUGCAGAGAUGAAGGCCUCUGAGGAGCUCUACGCAAUAAAGAUCCUGAAAAAAGACGUAGUGAUCCAGGAUGAUGACGUGGAAUGUACUAUGGUGGAGAAGAGAGUCCUGGCCCAGCAGGACAAGCCGCCCUUCCUCACAUACCUCCACUCGUGCUUCCAGACUGUGGACCGUCUGUACUUUGUCAUGGAGUAUGUGAAUGGAGGAGACCUCAUGUAUCAUAUCCAGCAAGUUGGCAAGUUCAAGGAACCUCAGGCAGUGUUCUAUGCAGCAGAGAUCGCUGUCGGUCUCUUCUUCCUGCACGUUAAAGGAAUCAUCUACAGGGAUCUGAAGUUGGACAACGUGAUGCUGGACUCUGAGGGACACAUUAAGAUUGCUGACUUCGGCAUGUGUAAAGAGAACAUGGCAGAAGGAGUGACCACGCGCACCUUCUGCGGCACUCCAGACUACAUAGCCCCAGAGAUCAUCGCAUAUCAACCAUAUGGACGCUCUGUAGACUGGUGGGCAUAUGGAGUUUUGCUCUACGAAAUGCUGGCAGGACAGCCUCCAUUUGAUGGCGAGGAUGAAGAUGAGUUGUUCCAGUCCAUUAUGGAGCACAAUGUUUCCUACCCCAAGUCCAUGUCCAAAGAAGCUGUCUCCAUCUGCAAAGGGUUGAUGACCAAGCACCCAUCCAAGCGUCUGGGAUGCGGCCUUGAGGGAGAGAGGGACAUCAGAGAACACGCCUUCUUCAGACGUAUCGACUGGGAACGCCUCCAGAACAGGGAGAUACAGCCGCCUUUCAAGCCCAAAGUGGGCUCCAGUUCAUCUAAUAAGUGUGGCAAAGGAGCAGAGAACUUUGACAAGUUCUUCACACGCACCCAGCCCCAGCUCACACCGCCGGAUGAGCUGGUUAUCGCCAACAUCGAUCAGGCUGAGUUUUCAGGGUUCUCUUUCAUCAACCCACAGUUUGUACACCCGUCACUCAUGAACAGCGUAUGAGACGGAUGGGGAAGCAUCCCUGAAGAACCUCCCUGCUCACUGCCACCCUCUCAAAGCAACCGCCAACCUAACAUAUGACCACAAUGUGAUCAAGGCCCCCGUAAACCUUUAUGUGUUGGAAUUAUUCGCAAGCAGCAUUCUGGGACAUGCAUGUUUGUCCUGUACAAUAUAUUUGACAGCAUAAAUUCUAAAGAUCAAGUUCUCGGCCAUCAAAAGAAAUAAUUUCCUUUAGAAUAAUGAUGAGCAUGUACUGCAGAUAAGGAUGUCCCUCUUUACCGAGGCAAUUAGUAUUGAAGGUUUACCAUAACUGGAGGCACUGAGACAGAACCUUUACCUACAAUCACAUUUAAUUGAUUCUGGAAAAGGUUUUCAUGCUUAGAAAUAGAUUAACAUUAUGGUCUACAGAUCUAGUCGGUGGGUCAUAGUUUGUUUCCAUGUAGAUAAUUAUCACAGUAAACCAUAGUUAUUAUGUGGUGACUUGAGAAACACUCACAUAAGGCAGCGUAGACUAUAGCCAAAUAUGAAGGACAGGCGGUGCAGGCAUUGAAACAGAACCUUGUGAGUCAAUGUUUCCUGUAUCAUGUUUACAUUUUUUUCCCCUUUUUUAAUUCAUGGUUGACGGUAUAAAAUUCUAUUUUAGUCCGAUUUGACUCUAGCCGGUCUCAACUUCCCGUGUGCGUAGCAAUUCAACUAAAAAUGCACAGUUAGAUGAUGUGCAGCCUGUAAAACUGCAAAUACGUCAGACAUAAAGGUAUGAAAGUGUGUCAGAGUUGGUUCCAAUUUGUCAUAACUUAGUUUCUUAGCUUAACUGCUAUUGUGCUGUUUCACCUGCUUUUAGGGCUGGGCAAUGAGGAAAAAAUCAAAUAUCAUUAUGUUUUUGACCAAAUACUUUGAUGUUGAUAUUAGCAAUGAUACUUCAGGGUUGACUAUUGGUUGCCUGAUAUCAGAUAAAAUUGAUACAGUCAGCUUGUUAAAAUCUGCUUCCAUCUUCAGUCUGACAUUGCUUCCACUCCAACCAGUUAGGGUAUUAAGUCCACAUUGCUGCAUAGCCAUGCCACCCUCCUGUUUGGUCGGGGUUUUAAGAGAAACUACAAUGUUGGCCGAUAUUAUGAAGAC
This is a messenger RNA of Plectropomus leopardus (leopard coralgrouper), 3313 nucleotides long. The record is from RefSeq and is a predicted model, not a curated record. Lineage: Eukaryota; Metazoa; Chordata; Actinopteri; Perciformes; Serranidae.